UUUCGUUCCAUUUCCUUCUCGUGGUUUUACCAAAUUUCGGUGUACGCCGCGCACCCCGCAAUUCGAAAUAUCGUUCUGCCCCGCGCCCGGCAAUUCCCUCGGAAACUUGAGCCCUGGAACCUAAAAGCUCUCUCUCUCUUGUAGAGCCUUAAUUCUCAGUAUCUCUUAAAAACAUUAUUUGAGAGCGAUGCUUAAAGGGAGAAGACGCCAUGGAAGACUCCAUCGGCAUUGGCUUUUUGAACGAACUCUGUAACAUAAAGUGAGUCCCUCCACCACUACAAUCCCUUUCAUGGCCGUAACCACCCCAACGUCUCUCCUCGGCCGCCUUCUCGACCAUGUCGGAAACAGAAACCUCAAUGGAAAACCCAAAAUCAUAAAACCUGACAUUCUCUCUCUACUCUCCUAUGGUCGUCUCAAACAAGCUCUCGGAGUCCUCUUCUCUAUCAAUAAACCAGUGGACCAAUCCAUUUAUGCUCACUUUCUCCAACUCUGCACCGAUAGAAAGGCUAUUAAUGAAGGUCGAAAGGUGGAAAUCCAUCUCUUGAAGUUUCAGAUGAACCCCUCUGUCUUCUUACUCAAUCGAAUUAUCGAGAUGUAUGCUAAAUGUGGAAGCAUGACUGAUGCACUCCAAGUGUUUGAUAGAAUGAGAAAGCCCAAUGGGGGAUCUUGGAAUGCGAUGAUAUCUGGUUUUGAGUAUUUGGGUUUUCAUGAAAAUGUGCUUGAUUAUUUUUGGAGCAUGUACGGACUUGGGAUAAGGCCCAAUCAGGUGACUUUUGCCUGUGUUUUAAGUGCUUGUGCUUCUUUAAUGGCUUUGGGACCAGCUCGCCAAGUCCAUUGCCUGAUCUUGAAAUGGGGGUUCUUUUCAAAUGUGGUUUUGAGCAGUUCCAUUGUUGAUGUUUAUGGAAAGUGCAGAGCAAUUGAAGAAAGUAAACGCGUUUUUGGAGAAAUUAAAAACCCGAAUAAUAUUUCAUGGAAUGUGAUAAUUAAGCGGUGUUGUGAAGUUGGUAGAGAAGAAGAAGCCUUGGUUCUUUUUUUUCAAAUGCACAGGGCAAAGGCCAAGCCUAUGAAUUUUACUUUUGCUAAUGUACUCUCUGCCUGUGCUAGUACAUUGGGUAUUGAAGAGGGGUGCCAAAUUCAUGCUCUCUCUAUAAGGCAUGGGCUUGACGUGGAUGAUUAUAUCACAAGCUCGCUUGUUGAUAUGUAUUCAAAAUGUGGAUUUCUCGAAGAAGCUAGACGAGUAUUCGAUAAUGCACAUACGAGGAAUGUCAUAACGUGGACUGCAAUUUUGUCUGGUUAUUCAAAGCAUGGGUUCACUGAAGAGGCGAGAAAUUUUUUUGAUGAAAUGCCCCAAAGAAAUGUAGUCUCCUGGAAUGCUAUGCUGGUUGGUUACACCCAAUUGUGUCGUUGGGAAGAGGGGCUCGACUUCUUUAGUAAAAUGAGGAGAGAGGCCUGCGAAAUUGACCAUGUGACUCUUGGGUUGGUUCUCAAUAUAUGUGCAGGUCUCACUGAUCUGGAAUUGGGGAAGCAAGUCCAUGCUUUUGUUAACAGACAUGGGUUCUCUUCAUAUCUCUUCACCUGCAACUCUCUUCUUGAUAUGUAUGGGAAAUGUGGGAGCUUGAGAAGCAUGGAUCGAUGGUUCUUUGCAAUGGCUCAGAAAGACAUUGUAUCUUGGAACUCAUUCAUGUCUAGUUAUGCUCGACAUGGACAAAGUGAAGAGACGCUAAGGAUAUUUGGGGAGAUGGAUAGAGAUGUGAAGCUAAAUGAAUUCACUAUCAGCACUGUUUUGGCUGCAUGUUCAAACAUUCUCUCUCUACAGCAUGGAAAACAACUCCAUGGUUACACAAUAAGGACUUUUCUCGAGAGAGAUAUAGUUAUCAGAGGGGCACUUGUAGACAUGUAUUCUAAGUGCCGGUGCCUCGAUUAUGCUCUCAAGGUAUUUUAUGAGGUAUGCUUGGCAGAUAUAGUGCUAUGGAACUCUAUGAUCUCCGGGUGUGCUCAUAAUAAAAGGGGCAAGGAGGCCCUUGAGCUAUUUGAGUUGAUGCAAGAGAGUGGAGUGAAACCGGACAAUGUGACCUUUGUUGGAAUUCUUGUUGCUUGUAUAAGUGAAGGAAUGGUUGAUAUUGGUAGGUGGUUUUUUAAUUCGAUGAGUGAGAAACACUGUGUUAUACCAAGAGUGGAGCAUUAUGCACUCAUGGUUGAGCUUUUUGGUCGGAAUGGUUGCAUGGAUGAGCUCAAGGAUUUUAUUGGGGCAUUGCCUUUUGAACCCACACCAGCAAUGUGGAUGUUGGUUUCCGAGUGUUGCAGGAAUCAUGGGGAUACAAGGUUGGGGGAGCUGGCUUCACAGCGCCUCCAUGAAUUGGAUGAGAUAGGAUUAAAGCCCAUUAAUUCUGCUCCCUGUGAAACCGACUUGGGGCUUCGAAAUUCUUUGAACUAAGAUGAAGCAAGUGCAAAUUUGUUUGGAUGAUUGAUUGAUGAUCUAUAUGUGCUGUUAUACUAUAAAAAGAAAAAGAAAAAUGUCUGGGUGAUUGAGUUGCAUGCAUAAAACACUGAGCAAUGUAACUUGAAAAGUCAUGGCUGUGAAAUUUGGGCCUCUCUUUGAUUUUGUACAAGUACACUGUACCAUACUUAACAUGUUCAUUGAUCGCUUUA
Molecule: messenger RNA, 2649 nt
Organism: Amborella trichopoda
Lineage: Eukaryota; Viridiplantae; Streptophyta; Magnoliopsida; Amborellales; Amborellaceae
Product: Tetratricopeptide repeat (TPR)-like superfamily protein
Biological process (GO): RNA modification
Cellular component (GO): intracellular membrane-bounded organelle
Molecular function (GO): RNA binding; protein binding
Source: RefSeq, a predicted model, not a curated record